AUGCCUCCCAAAACUGCCGCAGAUAACUGCCCACCAUGCAGCAAGCGCAAAAAGAGUUGCUGGAGCACUUACCCAGCAUCCACCUGCUUGAGAUCGAAGAAAGAUCAGGCGGAAUACGGGAAGCAGAAUGGUGCCGGCUCCGCUGCUGCUGCCAUUGCAGAGUGGAAUGCACAGCGCGCGCAGGAAGGCAAGCAGGAAGUCGCUCCGAUGACCUCCCAAGUCGCCGCUAGCGUCAAGCCUACCGCGCAAACCACCCACCCGAUCGAAGACACGGAGCCUACCGGGCUGGCUGGAGACACCAAGGACAAGGCGAGCGAUCUGGAGGAGAUGCUGAAGCCGUUGCCCUUCUUCGAUGAGCUUCCUGGUACAUGCGCUGUCUGCCAGGAGCGUCCUUCUGCACACGCCUUCUGGUGUGAGCUCCACCCAAUGAAUCAAAACUGA
Fulvia fulva is the source of this 441-nucleotide messenger RNA. RefSeq lists its product as uncharacterized. The record is from RefSeq and is a predicted model, not a curated record. Lineage: Eukaryota; Fungi; Ascomycota; Dothideomycetes; Mycosphaerellales; Mycosphaerellaceae. The transcript is spliced from 2 exons. The coding region runs from base 1 to 441 and encodes 146 amino acids.